AAACAAGAAAACAUUUCACUGGAAUAUGCCAUCGAUCCUCAUAUUUACACUUCUUUAUUAAAACAAAAAUACAUUUUAAAACUUUCAGGUUCAAGCAUUAAAUAUCGAAUUGAUUAUUUUUAAGUUUAUUUACUAGAAUCAUCAACUAAAUGUAUUGAAUAGCUAAGUUGAUGUUUGAAAACAUGCUUCUGAAUUCUUUAUUUCCUUCUCUACGUCACAUAACAACGUUUACAAAUGGUGGGCAAGGGGGGUUUACAAUUACUUAUCCAAACAACAAAAACAAGAAAAACCUCGGUAAUAAACCACCAUGCCAAUAAAAAAGCGUGACUUUUGGAUUGCUCAGAGUACGAAGAGAUUUUCCUUCUUUAGUGCGUAUGAAUUACAGAACGAGAUAGGCAGAGGACCCAACUCAAUAGUCUACAAAUGUCAAAGGAAAGGUCUGGAUUUGUUUUGGUCAGUCAAAAUCUUAACAAAAAAUAUAAACAAACAAGUUCCUUUAGCCAAUGCGGUAGUUCUUCUCAAGCUGGACCAUAAAAAUUUGGUGAGACUCCAAGAAAUCUUUGAAACACGGACUAGAAUUUAUGUGGUGCAAGAGUUGAUCACUGGUGAAGGGUUGUUUGAGAGGAUAACGAACCCAAACAGCCCGGCCUACACGGAAGGGGUCAUUUCAAAAGCUGUUAGAGAUGUGGUCAAUGGACUAAAAUAUCUCCACUUUUGUGAUUAUGUGGUCAAAAACCUUAAGCCAGAAAACCUGUUAUAUGCAAAUCCUUCAAGCGAAGCACCUUUAAAAAUUGCUGAUUUCGCGAUGUCCACAAUCGUUGGACCGGAAGUUCAUUUAUCCUCAUUAUGCAAAUUUCCCAGUUUUACUGCGCCAGAAAUUAUGAAAGGUUCGCCGUGUGGAAAGCCUGGAGACUUAUGGGCACUAGGCGUUAUAACAUUUAUACUAUUGUUUGGAGUCGAGCCGUUCGCCUAUGAAGAUCCACUAUUGCUCUUCAAAAAUGUUAUCAAAGGGCAGUAUGAGUUUCCUUCUAGAGGCGAGGAAGACAUCAGUACGGGGGCAAAGGAUUUUCUUCGCAAAAUCCUGGUCGUGGAACCAGCCAAAAGACUGACCAUCGAGGCGGCGUACCGGAACUGCUGGGUCAACAGCGUCACGUGCAAGCACGCCGUCCUGGACAACGUGGUCCUCAACAUCAUCGACUACAACAACCGGCGACGGCAGCAACUGUACCAGCCCCCACUGCCCAUCAGCACCAUCCACUCGGACGACAACCCGCACUAUAUACUUCUGGUGGAGCCCGCGCCGGAGCGAACGGAAGAGGAGGUUCGGGAGUCAAAUAUAGAGCUGACCCCAGAACAGGAUGCGGAAGAUCCCGAGAAACCUGGGGAAGUUGGGGAAGAGACCAGUGACGUCAAUAUGUUUAAAGAGGACCCGGGGCAGUUGAGUCCGCCAGUGUUGGCCUAGGUGAUGACACGCUGGUGCCAACGUGAGAAGUCGUCAUUACGGAGUAGACUGACACGGUGCUUGCAUUGGUCAGUUCUUUUCGGACAACUCGUUUAUAGGAGCCGUCUCAUACCCGGCUUGGGAAAACUGUCUCGCAUAUUCAAACACUUGUUUUUUUUUUAUCAAACUAGUGUUGCAUAUACCAUCUGUUAUUGAGCAAACAAUUAUUGCAUUUACAAACAUCUAUUUUUGACCAAAACUAGCUUGCAAUCACUGAUAUCUAUUUUUGUUAUAAAUCAAGCCCAUGUAGUUGAAAUAUACUGACAUGAAACUGUUAUAACAGUAGGCAUCCUAACAACAUGUCCGUAUCCUAAUAACAAUACGUAUCCUAAUAACAAUACGUAUCCUAAUAACAAUACGUAUCAUAAUGUAUUAAUAUGAUAGGAUUGUUUUUGUUAUGACAGUCAUAAAAAUAUAUUAAAGAUUCUUCUAAAAUCAUUCUUAAUUAAUACAUCCAUUAUGUAUUAAACAAAAUGUAUCUUUCCUUUUGGGACUCUGUUUAACUGUCUGGAUAGCCACUUUGUGAGUGAUAAUUUUAAAUUGAAUGAAUGUGAAUGAGAUAUUUCAAACCAUGCAAUUAUUAUUUGAUACAUUCCAUCAGAUUAUUCUUCA
Messenger RNA from Physella acuta, 2113 nucleotides. RefSeq names its product calcium/calmodulin-dependent protein kinase type IV. The record is from RefSeq and is a predicted model, not a curated record. Gene Ontology annotation, biological process: protein phosphorylation. Lineage: Eukaryota; Metazoa; Mollusca; Gastropoda; Physidae. Gene Ontology annotation, molecular function: ATP binding; protein kinase activity.